Molecule: messenger RNA, 868 nt
Organism: Theileria equi strain WA
Lineage: Eukaryota; Apicomplexa; Aconoidasida; Piroplasmida; Theileriidae
Product: signal peptide-containing protein
Exons: 3
Coding region: 140-868 (242 amino acids)
Source: RefSeq, a predicted model, not a curated record
GCACAUUUAUAAUCUUCUUACAUGAUCGCAUUCGUUGGUGAUAUUGGUAGAGUUUUUACGUAAUAAUGUUGAGUUUUACAUGUGAUUCUUGUUUCAUUAGUUCAAUAUAAGGAGUUUGUGUAGAAGUAUAUGCUAGACCAUGUUCAGGCGCGUGUCGUUUAUAUUUUCACUCCUACUAGUGGUAAAUUCCACAAUAUGUAUAGCUUUCUUUUUUUCGUUAAAACCUGCGGAAUACACAGAGAUGGAAAAGAAGGUCAAAAGGACAAAUCCCAAAUACGUUCCUACUCAUUCGGAUGUAGAAACUUGUAUAAUGAAUAAUUGGUGGGACCUUGCGAAAAAAAUUGUUAUUCUUUCUCAUGAACAAGAUAUCGAUCUAUCAUCGACUGUACAUUCAACCGUAGAAAAGAUUCAAAGAGAUUCCAAGGAACUCGUAAAUCUACUUAACAAGCAAUACAACGAACUGGAUAUUGUAAAUGCUGCUUUACAAUGGGCUGAAUCACCUAAUGAAAUAUUUCUUAGCAUUAAAUUUUCAGCAAGAUGGAGCAGCCCCGGGGCGUUGCAAGUGGAAAACGAAAAACUAGAUGUAAAUGAGGAUAAAUUAGAGUAUAGUGGAAUAGGAAUGCAUUCGGGAAAAAGAAAGAAAUACCAAGUAAAACUCCAUCUAUUUGGAAAUGUUAUAGGAUCGCAUACCAAAGUUACUCCAGUAUCCAUGGGACGCUUCUCAAUCACACUUAAAAAGGCGGUACCAGGAGUAUGGAAUUAUCUGAACAAGUCGACGGAAAAGCUUCCAAACCAACAAAUUUGGUGGGAAAUGAAAGAAAAAUACCAAGAGGAAUGUGAAAAUUUUGAAGUGCCUGGAGAGUUAUAA